Messenger RNA from Choloepus didactylus (southern two-toed sloth), 2151 nucleotides. RefSeq names its product denticleless protein homolog. The record is from RefSeq and is a predicted model, not a curated record. Gene Ontology annotation, molecular function: protein-macromolecule adaptor activity; protein binding. NCBI's taxonomy places the organism in Eukaryota, Metazoa, Chordata, Mammalia, Pilosa, Megalonychidae. Gene Ontology annotation, cellular component: nucleus. Gene Ontology annotation, biological process: mitotic G2 DNA damage checkpoint signaling; proteasome-mediated ubiquitin-dependent protein catabolic process.
AUGCUCUUCAGUUCUGUGCUCCGCCAACCCCAGCUUGGUGCCCCGAGAAAUGGGUGGUCUUCACAGUACCCUUUACAGUCCCUUCUAACUGGUUACCAAUGCAGCUAUAAUGAUGAGCGCAUUUCUUAUGGAGAAACAGGAGUCCCAGCCCCUCCUUUUGGGUGCACCUUCUCUUCUGCUCCGAAUAUGGAGCAUAUACUAGCAGUUGCCAAUGAAGAAGGCUUUGUUAGAUUAUAUGACACAGGGUCACAAACUUGCAAAAAGAAGUGCUUCAAAGAAUAGAUGGCUCACUGGAAUGCUGUCUUUGACCUGGCCUGGGUCCCUAGAGAAUUUAAACUUGUUACAGCAGCAGGUGAUCAAACAGCCAAAUUUUGGGACAUAAAAGCUGGUGAGCUGAUGGGAACAUGCAAAGGUCAUCAAUGCAGCCUCAAGUCAGUUGCCUUUUCUAAAUUUGAGAAAGCUGUCUUUUGCACAGGUGGAAGAGAUGGCAACAUUAUGGUCUGGGACACUAGGUGCAACAAAAAAGAUGGGUUUUAUAGGCAAGUUAAUCAAAUCAGUGAUGCUCACAAUGCCUUGGACAAGCAAACCCCUUCAAAACCCAAGAAGAAACAGAAUUCAAAAGGACUUGCUCCUUCUGUGGAUUUUCAGCAGAGUGUUACUGUGGUCCUCUUUCAGGAUGAGAAUAUAUUAGUCUCAGCAGGAGCUGUGGAUGGGAUAAUCAAAGUAUGGGAUUUGCGCAAUACUGCUUAUCGACAAGAACUCAUAGCAUCCAAGUCUUUCUUGUACCCAGGUAGCAGCACUAGAAAACUAGGAUACUCAAAUCUGAUUUUGGAUUCCACUGGCUCUACUUUAUUUGCUAACUGCACAAAUGAUAACAUCUAUAUGUUCAAUAUGACUGGAUUGAAGACUUCUCCAGUGGCUACCUUCAAUGGACACCAGAACUCUACUUUUUAUGUUAAAUCCAGUCUUAGUCCAGAUGACCAGUUUUUAAUCAGUGGUUCAAGUGAUGAAGCCGCCUAUAUCUGGAAGGUCUCCACACCCUGGCAUCCUCCUACUGUGCUCCUGGGUCAUUCUCAAGAGGUCACAUCUGUAUGCUGGUGUCCGUCAGACUUCACAAAGAUUGCUACCUGCUCUGAUGACAAUACACUGAAAAUCUGGUGCUUGAAUAGAGGUCUAGAAGAGAAACCAGGAGGGGAUAAGUUCUCCAUGGUGGGCUGGGCCUCACAAAAGAAAAAAGAAGAGAGAGCUGGCCUAGUAACGGUAACGAGUGGUCAGAAUACUCCUGCCAAAGCUCCCAGGGUAAAGAGCAGUCCAUCCAUUUCCUCCCCAUCAUCAGCAGCUUGUGCUCCAAGCUGUGCUGGAGACCUCCCUCUUCCUUCUAAUACUCCCACAUUCUCUGUUAAAACCCCUCCUGCCAAUACGAGGUCUCCCAUCAAUAGAAGAGGCUCUGUCUCCUCUGUCUCUCCCAAGCUUAGAAACUGCAUGACCCAAACACCUUCCUCAUCUCCUCCUGCUUCUGAGAACAAGAUGACAUCUCCAAGAAAAGCCCUUAUUCCUAUGAGCCAGAAGUCAUCUCAAGGAGCUGCUUGCUCUGAGACUAGAAGCAGAGUUAAGAGGAGGCUAGACUCAAGUUGCCUGGAGACUGUGAAACAAAAGUGUGUGAAAAGUUGCAACUGUGUAACUGAACUUGAUGGCAGAGUUGAAAAGCUUCAUUUGGAUUUGUGCUGCCUUGCUGGUAACCAAGAAGACCUUGAUAAGGACUCUCUAGGUCUUAGCAAAUCAAGCAGGUUUGAAGGAGCUACUGUGAGUAUCACAGAAACUCCUUCUCCUGCCAGUCCUUAUACUUCAGAAGGCUGUGAAACACUGCCUCUUCCAUUGAGAUCUUGUGGAGGAAAGUCUGAAGUGGUAGGCAAAGACACUAGCUCCCCAGAGAAUAAAAACUGGUUAUUGGCCAUGGCAGCCAAAAGAAAGGCUGAGAGUCCAUCUCCACAAAGUCCAUCAUCCCAAACCCCCAAUUCCAGAAGACAAAGUGGAAAGACAUCACCAGAUCCGGUUGUCAUUACUCCCAUUUCCAUGAGGAAGAUCUGUAUGUACUUCCAUAGAAAGUCCCAAGAUGACUACUGGAGUCCUGAACAGUCAACAGAAUUAUAG